AUGGCAACAGUUCGAUGGAGAGAUCAAGUUGUUCUUCUUGGAGGUAAUGAUGGAAGAGAAGCAUUGAACAGUGUUGUCAUGUAUGACAUUAACAAUGGCAAGAUAACAUUCUUACCAUCCAUGUUGGAAAAGAGAUAUGGGUGUUGUGCAGUUAUAACAGAUGAUACAAUUAUUGUCAUGGGAGGUGUGAAUGAUAAAGGUGAAUAUCUUAAAUCAGUGGAGUGUUUGAAAAUGGGAAGUAAUUUUUCAUGGACAUACCUUCCUUCAAUGAAAAAACCACGAUCCCAAGCCAUUGCUGAAGUUUUACCCUUUGGACCAAAGUAUUAUUAA
Molecule: messenger RNA, 330 nt
Organism: Xenia sp. Carnegie-2017
Lineage: Eukaryota; Metazoa; Cnidaria; Anthozoa; Malacalcyonacea; Xeniidae
Exons: 1
Coding region: 1-330 (109 amino acids)
Molecular function (GO): protein binding
Source: RefSeq, a predicted model, not a curated record